AUGUCCUUCCGCAGACCCAUGAACCCCCUCUACUCUCAACCCUCAAGUCUCUUGGACUACCACCACAACCACCACCACCAGAUCUCUCUCACUUCACAAUCCCUUCGUGACCCUCCAUCACACCACCACAGUACCCCCUCAUCCCCUUAUCCAACACCAACAUCGCCUCCCUCAUCAACUAACAUCCCCGCCAGCGAUGCCCGUCCCCAGGAACCCCCCAUCCCGGGAAAAGAAUACUAUCCAAACCAACCGAAAUCUCUCGCCGGCAUAGCCCUCCGCGCCUUCCUCCUCGGCACCGCCUUCACUACCGGCCUCGUCUCACUCACCGCUCUCCUCCUAACAACAUCCUCCCCCCUCUGGCGCCUCCCCUUCUUCCUCUCCGCCCUCUCCCUCUUCCACUUCCUCGAGUUCUGGACAACAGCAGCCUACAACACCCCACAAGCAACAGUCCAUGCCUUCCUCCUGACAGCAAAUUGGCCCGCCUACGCAAUCGCCCACGCAACAGCUUUCGCAGAGUGCCUCAUUGCAAAUCUCGCCUUCCCCGGCGCCGUCUGGGCCCCCUUUGGUCUCCGGCCCGCCUUCCUCGCCGCCGGCCUGGCCCUCGCCGUCACGGGACAGACGGUGCGCUCCGCAGCCAUGGUCACGGCCGGCCAGAGCUUCAACCACACCGUCCAGCACUACCGCGCCGAGUCCCACAUCCUUGUCACGGGUGGCAUCUACGGCUGGCUCCGGCACCCUUCGUACUUUGGCUUCUUCUGGUGGGCUAUCGGUACCCAGCUCGUCAUGGGCAACCUCGUUUCUCUCGCCGCUUACGCCGUCGUACUGUGGUACUUCUUCGCCAAGAGGAUACGCCACGAGGAGGAGCUGUUGGUGAGGUUCUUUGGGCAAGAGUACGUCGACUACCGGAAGCGCGUCGGCAUCAUGAUUCCGUUCUGUGGGUAG
Molecule: messenger RNA, 942 nt
Organism: Colletotrichum orchidophilum
Lineage: Eukaryota; Fungi; Ascomycota; Sordariomycetes; Glomerellales; Glomerellaceae
Product: isoprenylcysteine carboxyl methyltransferase
Exons: 1
Coding region: 1-942 (313 amino acids)
Biological process (GO): C-terminal protein methylation
Cellular component (GO): endoplasmic reticulum; membrane
Molecular function (GO): protein C-terminal S-isoprenylcysteine carboxyl O-methyltransferase activity
Source: RefSeq, a predicted model, not a curated record